Molecule: messenger RNA, 1758 nt
Organism: Rotaria sordida
Lineage: Eukaryota; Metazoa; Rotifera; Eurotatoria; Philodinida; Philodinidae
Source: the annotation of a GenBank genome assembly
AUGAAUCAAAUUAAACGAAAAUUAACUUUAAAGAAGUCAUCGAAAAAAAAAACAAAGAAAUUACGCAAUGAAUUGGAUCAACCGAUUAUUUCAAUUGAAAAUUUAUCCAAUGAAAUAUUCUAUGAAAUAUUCGAUUAUCUUAAUGGUAUUGAUAUAUACAAUGCUUUUGCCGGUCUUAAUCAUCGUUUUCAACAACUUCUCUAUUCUUCAACUCUUCGAUUUAAAAUUGAACUUGAUUAUUCAACAUCGGAAGAGAUAUUUAUGAAUACUUAUAAACAAGUUAUUCUUCAUCAUAGACAUCAGAUAUUUUCAUUUUAUUCCUGGGCAUCGGAUCAUAUCAAUAAAAUUAUUUUGUCAUGUACCAUUGAUUCAUCAUUCAACUGUUUAGAAUCCAUUAUUCUCAAUGAUAUUGACUUCAAUGUUCUUAGUUUACUUCUUAUGAAAUUAGCUGAUUUACCUCGUUUGUUUUCAUUAUCUAUUAGUACAACGGAUAGUCUAGAAGAAUUAAGUAACAUUUAUGAAUUGAUUUUUGCUUUACCAAAAUUAUAUUAUUUGCAAUUUUUAACAGAACCUUGCGAAUACGACUUCGAGACUACCGUCUCAUUACCAAUUGCUUCUUGUAAACAAUUUAGUACUAUCAAACAUCUUUUUAUUGAUCAUCCUUGUACUUUUAAUGAAUUAUUUGUUAUAAUGUCUUAUACACCUGAACUUUCUCGUCUAAAUUUUUGGUCUAGAAACGAGAAUUAUUCAGAUAUUGAAAUGGUAUUACCAAUUACAUUACCAAAUUUGACAUUUAUUUCUUUGGAUACAUCUUGUAUAAGCUUUGAUGAAUUUGAAAUGGUGAUUACAAAAAUACAUUGUCCAUUAAAAGUUUUAUAUCUGGGUACUCGAUUUGAAAAUAUAGCUUUUCUCGAUGCUAAUCGAUGGGAACAGUUAAUUCAAAAAUAUUUUCCUCAAUUGAAAAAAUUUUCUUUUCACUGUUAUGAACAUAUUAAGAAGAAGUAUGGUUUUCCAUCAAAUCUUAUUCAACGAGAUCGAUUCACUUCAUCAUUUUGGCUAAAACAACAAUGGAUUUUUGAAGUUCAUCUCGAUAAUACACUAAUCCACUAUUUAAUUCAUCCGUACAGAAAGAGAUGGUAUGAAGAUACACCAACUAAAACUAUUAAUUCUUGUAUGGACGUUUCUAAAUCUACUCGAUUGAUUAUUAAAAGUAAUCUUAAUAAAAAUGAUGUUAAAUUAUUUAACAUUAAUAUUAAUCGUAUUAGAACUAUAGCUAAAGUUUAUCAUUUGGAAAUUAAUGGAGAAAUCUUUCUUCGUACAUUAUUAGAUAUUUUAUUGUUAUUACCUCAACUUCAUUCAUUAAAAAUUUCUUCUUUAGUAUUACCACGAAGAACAUAUUUAACUGAAUAUGAAGCAGAAAUUCUUUCUUUUAUAUCAAAUGACAAUAAAAUUAAGGAACUUUGUCUCGAUGAGAUCGUUAAUGUCAAUGAACUUCACUUUCUUAUUCGACUUUGUCAUUAUAUGAAUUAUUUUCAAAUAAAUUCUAUUAAUAAUAUAGAUGUUGAAUUAUUCGUACGAACUGUUCUAAUGGAAAUGAAGGUUAAUUAUAAUCAUCAACUUCGAUCAUUGUAUUUUCAUGUUCCAUUAGUAAAUGAUGAAAUUAUUCGAAAAUUAGAAAAAAUGAUUAAUUCGGAAAAACUUCUUCUUGAUUAUACAAUUAAAUAUGUGUUUGAUAAAAUCUAUUUAGAAUGGAAAUGA